AUGAAGGUCUUAUAUUUCUUAGCAAUGAAUUUUGUGACAGGCAACGGCCAGGCAUCUCAGAGAGAACGAAUGAUAUUCAACAUUCAAACGUCAAAGAACGCACUGUUCAAAUACACCGAGUUGGAGGAUCUGGAGAUGAUCAAAAAAUACUUCAACGAAGGGCACGCCAUCGAUGAUGCAACACCUGGCCUUACCCCGCUUUUCUACGCAUCUAUAAUGGGUAAACCAAAAUCUGUCAAACUUCUGCUUGAACUUGGCGCGGACUUUUUCAUACGAAACGAGCACACUGUUUCUCCUCUGCUCGGAGCUUGCCAGCGUAAACACGUCGAAGUCGUCGAAGUAUUCGAAGAGUUUGGCUUAGACCUGCAUCACUGGAGAUUCAAUGCGAAAAAUGGUCAAACUCCAUUCUUAGAAGCCUGUAAAAAUGGACCUGUUGAGUUGGUCAAGCCUUUUAUUGAACAUAAAAACAUUGACGAGGACAAACUUUGGGCCUGCAUUCAGAAAGCUUCGGACAAGGAAGUUUUAAAGGCCGCACGAAAAAACUUCAAUGGCUAG
Messenger RNA from Oikopleura dioica, 555 nucleotides. NCBI's taxonomy places the organism in Eukaryota, Metazoa, Chordata, Appendicularia, Copelata, Oikopleuridae. The record is from the annotation of a GenBank genome assembly.